UUAAUGGAGUCCCUCUUCUUCUUAUUCUAUGGUAACCUCUAAUUUGUACUACUGGUAAAUUGGUAUGUGAAAAAUGAGAAUUGAGUAAUAAUCAACAAAUUAAUGUAAAAUGUCUAUCACUACUGCGCCAAAAAUAAUUCAAGUGCCCAAAAGUUCUAUAAAAUGCAUUCAUGUCUUGUCUUUUUGGAACGAGUACUUCCCAAAUGACCCAGAAACGUACAAUUUAAGGAUUACGGCUACCGGUUUGAUUCUGUCGUUUUUAGCGGUGCAUGUUGUUUCCGAGAAACUCAGUGAUUCUCGUUUUUUCGAUGCAACUGGAAUUUUCUUAAUGUGUGGUUACAUCGUGAUGGUAGCAUGGGUUAGCAAUGAAUUGUAUAAUGGUUUAAAAAUUGCCGAUCCGAAGCGGUACACCACGUGGAUUAUAGUAAAGGUGUUUGAAAUUUUUUUGAUAGUAGCUUCAUGUGUCUAUGGUAUUUUUGAUGGUAUUUUGCCGAUAAUGCUCGUCUACAGUGUUGUUGUCCUGAUGUUUGAUAGUUUUUCUACUUUUAUCGUCAUCAAAUUAUGGCAAAAGCAAUUGCAUCAACAUGGAACUUGUCUUAAUAUUAAAAGAAACAAGACACAGAGCAUAUCCUUGAGGGUAUAGUAGUUGAGUGUACCUAUAUACUCCAGAUUAACUAAAUGUACGAAGUGGAAAUUCUAAAAAUUAUUGUUUAUAAUUAUGUUUGUACUAAUGAUUCUUAUGUUAUAAUCUAUGGUUAUUGUCAACCUAACUAAAUAAAAACCUUUUUGACACCUU
Messenger RNA from Tribolium madens (black flour beetle), 796 nucleotides. RefSeq lists its product as uncharacterized. The record is from RefSeq and is a predicted model, not a curated record. The transcript is spliced from 5 exons. Bases 110 to 643 code for a protein of 177 amino acids. NCBI's taxonomy places the organism in Eukaryota, Metazoa, Arthropoda, Insecta, Coleoptera, Tenebrionidae.